Molecule: messenger RNA, 543 nt
Organism: Seminavis robusta
Lineage: Eukaryota; Bacillariophyta; Bacillariophyceae; Naviculales; Naviculaceae
Source: the annotation of a GenBank genome assembly
AUGACAGCCGCUAUAGAACUUUCUCUACCAGCCGAAGAGAAACCCCAGAGCAAGAAGAGGUUUCCCUUUUCGGUCCGCAAAAAGAACAAGUCCUCGUCGGAAGCAGCGCAACAAGAUGGAGAGCAGUUGACCAAGGAAGAAAAGGAGGCCAAGAAGCAAGCCAAGAAGGAGCAAAAGAAGCUGGAACGAGAGCAGAAAAAGUUGGAAAAAGAGCAGCAAAAGAAGAACAAGAAGAAUAGCAGAGGAGAUGAUGACAACACGGAUGGUGGUGACUCCGACACGGACACCUCCACCAGUACGGGAGGAGAAGAAGGAGGUUUGAAGAACUUGCUCAAGUUUGGUGCCAGCUUUGUGGGGGAGAAGAAGAAGCCCCGAGCCGAAUACCAGGCCGAGAUUGACGAAUUGAAGUUGCAACUGGCAGCCGUCAAUGGUGACCUGGAACUUGUCACGACCAACUUGACAAGAGUGACGGGUGAACUCCAACAAGCCAACACGAAACUCCAUCGUUUCCAGCAGUGGAUCCGCCAGGCUCCAGUGCACUGA